Messenger RNA from Capsella rubella, 1715 nucleotides. Its product is annotated as probable serine/threonine-protein kinase PBL7. Lineage: Eukaryota; Viridiplantae; Streptophyta; Magnoliopsida; Brassicales; Brassicaceae. The transcript is spliced from 6 exons. The coding region runs from base 129 to 1601 and encodes 490 amino acids. Gene Ontology annotation, biological process: protein phosphorylation. The record is from RefSeq and is a predicted model, not a curated record. Gene Ontology annotation, molecular function: protein kinase activity; ATP binding.
UGCUCAAAACAUCACACCAAUACAUUGACGAUCCAAAGACCUCACUUUUUCACAUUUCAAAAUUUUAAAAAAGAAUUGGUCUUUGUCACUUUCUUUCUGCUUUUUCAUUUUCUUUAGAAUGGGUUUUUAUGUUAAAUCAACGCAAUACAAAUACAAAUCCUCUUGAAAACGAUCAAGAAAGCAAAACCCAUUUGAAAAGAAUGGUUCUUGAUUGUUUCCGUCCUCCUCAAACCAGCUCUCGUGAGGAUGAGAAUAAAGCUUGGCUUUUGGCGGAAACAGAGCCAAAGCUUGUAGACUCAGAGCCACAUUCUUUGCAGUCUUCAUUUAGGUUUAGUCUUUUCUCGCAAGUGGAGCUGGAGAAGAUGAAGAAGGAGCAACCUUUAUCGUCUUAUCGGGAUUUCCCGGUGUUGGAAGGUUCAGAGACGGUUCUCUUUGUGACUAUGGAGAAUGAGAGAGGAGAAUCGUCAAAUGAGAUGAAUUUGUCUAGAGUUGUUUCAUUGGAGAAGAGUAUUUCUCCGGCAACCAAUACUUUGGUCAGGUUCAGUUACAGUGAACUCCUUGCCGCCACACGCAGUUUCUCAAAACGAAGGGUGUUGGGAAGAGGAGCUUGUAGCUGUGUGUUUAAGGGAAGAAUCGGGAUUUGGCGUAAAGCCGUGGCAAUCAAAAGACUUGAUAAGAAAGAUAAAGAAUCUCCAAAGUCGUUUUGCAGAGAGUUGAUGAUUGCAAGCUCUCUUCAUAGCCCUAAUGUUGUUCCUCUGCUAGGGUUUUGUAUCGAUCCUGAUCAAGGGCUUUUCUUGGUGUACAAGUAUGUCUCUGGUGGUAGCCUCGAACGCUUUUUGCAUGAUAAAAAGAAGAAGAAAGGUAGGAAGAGCCCUUUGUGUCUGCCUUGGUCAACAAGGUACAAAGUUGCCUUAGGUAUUGCAGAUGCCAUAGCCUAUUUACAUAAUGGCACGGAACAAUGUGUUGUGCAUAGAGACAUCAAACCCUCAAAUAUUCUUCUUUCCUCAAACAAAAUUCCAAAGUUGUGUGAUUUUGGGCUGGCGACUUGGACCGCUGCACCUUCGGUUCAUUUCCUCUGUAAGACCGUGAAAGGAACUUUCGGCUAUCUAGCUCCUGAGUACUUCCAACACGGCAAGAUAUCUGACAAGACCGAUGUUUACGCGUUUGGGGUUGUGUUGCUCGAGCUUAUAACUGGUCGAAAACCAAUUGAACCAAGAAGACCAUCUGGUGAAGAAAAUUUGGUAGUUUGGGCAAAACCGUUGUUACAUAGAGGUAUUGAAGCUAUAGAGGAGUUGCUAGAUCCAAGGCUGAAAUGUACAAGAAAAAAAACACCUUCGAUGGAGCGUAUGAUUCGAGCUGCAGCGGCCUGUGUGAUCAAUGAGGAAGCGCGAAGACCGGGGAUGCAGGAGAUACUAUCAAUCCUAAAAAGCAGUGAAGGGAUAGAGCAAAGGACGUUUUCAAGCCGGAAGAAAUCAAAUCUUCCAGGUAUAAUGGACUGUUAUCCACAGUUUCAACGGACAAGAUCCGAGAUGAAGAGUCAUCUUGCUCUUGCAAUGCUCGGAGUACCCGAAUUUGAAGAUGAUGAAUAUCUUUUUCAGUGAAUGUAACAUGUUACCAAACUACAAGAAGAUGGUACGUACGUGUAGAUAUCAUAUACACAUAUGUAAAUGUUUAUUGAGAAACCCGGUUUAGAUUUUCGUUCUACCGGUUUGGCU